Molecule: messenger RNA, 1723 nt
Organism: Erigeron canadensis
Lineage: Eukaryota; Viridiplantae; Streptophyta; Magnoliopsida; Asterales; Asteraceae
Product: BTB/POZ domain-containing protein At5g41330
Exons: 1
Coding region: 142-1554 (470 amino acids)
Biological process (GO): protein homooligomerization
Molecular function (GO): protein binding
Source: RefSeq, a predicted model, not a curated record
AUAAUUUCAUUCUCACCUUCGUUCUCUUACAAAACCAACUAAUUUUCCCACCAUUUGCAACACAAAAUUUUGUUCUUCAAGAAAAACAGCCAACCCAUUACAACAACAACAACCAAACCCAUUACCAAUUUUUUGAAAAAGAUGCCACCUUUUUCACAAUCAAACCCCAUCUCAAAUGGGUUUUCACAAAUUCAUCAAAAAACUGAUAACCCAUCAACCAAUAGGUCCAAUAUCAUCACCAUUGAUGUUGGUGGCCAACUUUUUCAAACCACCAAACAAACCUUAACCAUAGCUGGUUCCAACACCAUUUUUUCUAAUCUUUUUGAUCAAAAUGAAAUCCCUUUUAUUGAUAGAGACCCUGAAUUGUUUUCAAUCCUUUUAUCUUUAUUAAGAACAGGAAAUCUUCCAUCAAAAGCCAAAAACUUUGAAAUCCAAGAUAUCAUUUUUGAAGCAAGAUUUUAUGGCAUUGAUGAUAUCCUUGUUCAAUCUCAAUCAAGCCCAUCUCAAUUUGAAGCUUUUGGCCUUGAAAAAUCAUUGCUUUUAUCACUUAAUGGCAGAGAUUCACCUUCUGCAAUUGCAGCAACACCUAAUGGGUCAGUUCAUGUUUCUCAUGGUAGCAAAAUCACAUCUUUUGAUUGGUCUUUACAAAGAAAGUCAACAACUUUGACCAGUUUUACAGCUAUUGAUUCUUUGUUAGCUUUGUCACCAAAUGUUGUGGCAGCUGGUGCUACAGAUUUUUCUGGGCUGCAGAUUCUUGAUCUUGAUUUGGGGUAUGUUAGACAAACAUUAAACUGGGAAAAUGUUACCAAGUCUAGCUCAACUGUUCAAGCCAUUGGGGUUUCUUCUGAGUUUUUGUUCACUAGUUUUGAGUCAGGUCGAAGGAACUCGAAUUCGAUUAUGGUUUAUGAUCUGAAUAGUUUUAAAGCUGUGUCUGAAAUUGCUCAUAAUGAAAUAUUUGGUGCUGAUCUUGACUCUGCAAUUCCAUCUACAAAGCUGAAUUGGGUUCCUAGUCUUAAUUUAUUAAUGGCUUCAGGGUCUCAUAGUGGUCCUUUGGGUGUUUCAGGAAAUAUAAAGUUUUGGGAUAUAAGAUCAGGGAAUGUAGUUUGGGAAAUGAAAGAAAAUGUUGAUUGUUUUUCGGAUAUAACGGUUUCAGACACUCUUUCGGCUAUUUUCAAGAUUGGUAUUAAUUCAGGAGAGGUUUCUUAUAUUGAUUUACGAAACUUUGGGACUUCUAACUCAUGGCAUUGUCUUGGUGAUGGCCGAAAAGUUAACAAUGGAAAGAAAGAAGGGUUUGGUUGCAAGAUUGAAACCCAUGGGAAUCAAGUUUUUUGUGGUAAUCAAGGGGAAUUAGAGUUAUGGUCAGAGGUUUUGAUGGGUUCAUCCAAGAAUGGAAAAGAUCGAAUCUUUAGGAGAAACACAUUAGGAAGAGCGAAGGAUUUGGGUGGAAAUAGGAUCACGAAUAUGUGUUUUGGAGGAAACAAAAUGUUUCUAUCGAGGAAGGAUCAGCAAUGUGUUGAAGUUUGGCAAAGCUCAGGCCUAGCGCGAAGAUUUUGAUCCUUUGAAGUGUUAAAGUUAUUUAUUUUAUAGCUAGCUAGUUUGUAAAGCUUAUGUUCUAUCGAUUGUUUGAUUUUAGUUCGAUUGCUAAUAAUAAAAGUAGUGAUCGUUACGGUUAAUGCCAGUAUUGUAUCCAACAAAUAUAUAAGUCGAAUUUGUUUUAUACUAA